GAAAUUUCCACUUCUUUCUUAUCCUUGACUUUUCUCUUUCUUGGUCUUCUCCCAUCUUUGCACAAUCUCCAUGGUUCAAGUUACAGCAUCCUGGGUCGUCUCCUCUGUCACAAAGGCGGCACUUGACAAGGCCGUCAAACAUGCUACCGACCGGAUCUCCUUUGCGUGGGGGUUUGAAGGAGGAGCCGGCAGAUCUUGUCCACUCCCUUACCCUGGUUGCAGCAGUGCUUGAACAUGCAGAAGAAUUGCAGUACAGUGAGCCGGUGGUGAGGAUCUGGCUACAAAAUUGCAUGUGAUCCUCUGGAUGUGUUGGAUCUGCCCCUUGGCUUUGUUGUAGCCAACAAACUUGAGAAUAUUAAAGAUCGUUUGGUGAAGGUGAAACAAAGAUGCUGUGUUUUUUCAGCUGAUUGCUGAUGCGAAGUGGAGUAGUCUUCCUCCAGGUCAGUCUCUUCCUGUAGAUUCCAUGCUGCCUGUUAAUUUCAAUGUUUUUGGAAGGGAUGAUGAUGUUUCACAAUUUAUGGAUUUGUUGCAUGCCUAAAAAGGAUAGAGAUUUCAUUUCUAGAAUUUCUGUAAUAGGUAUGCCAGGUGUUGGGAUGAACAAAAAAAUCUAUGAUCUAGUUGCUUGGGUUUGUCUAUCUGAUGAGUUUGAUGAAGAAAAAGUCUUGGGGGAGAUGUUAGAGCAUUUUAAGGGUACUACUGCUGCUCCAAGAAGCAAUAGUAAUGCUUUGCUUCAAGAUCUUGCCAAAAGUAGAGAAAGCAGAACUUUUCUUCUCAAUCUUGGUUAUGUGUGGAACCAUGAUCGGCACAAGUGGGAUGCUUUAUAUUAUCUUUGUUAAAAAUUGUGCAAACUUCUGGGAACUGCGCUGUAAUAGCAAUUGUAAUGAAGGGGUGACAUUGGUGGUGGGAAGCACACUUCCUAUUCAGAAUCAUUAUCUGGUGGAGGCGCUUUCAAAUG
Molecule: messenger RNA, 955 nt
Organism: Rubroshorea leprosula
Lineage: Eukaryota; Viridiplantae; Streptophyta; Magnoliopsida; Malvales; Dipterocarpaceae
Source: the annotation of a GenBank genome assembly